AGAAAAUACAAAACCAAUUGGUUGUUUCCGAAAAUUAAAGGCUUACCGGCUUUAAAUGGCUGCCAAAAGCACAGAAAAGGAAAAGGUCGAUGGCCAGGAGCCUGCCACCCCGGUGGAAAAACCAGAUCCCGUCGCAUCCACUGAUCCCGCCGAGUCAAAGACCAAGGAACCGGCAGAGGAAACUACAACACCGGCUAAAAAGGAUGGAGGUCGUAAAAGAAAGCGGCAUUUGUUUAAUUCCAUUCGCGGCCAAAUGGAGUUCUACUUCGGAGACGCCAACUUAAGCAAGGAUCGCUUUCUGCGGCGCUAUGUUGAGCAGGAUCCAUACGUUCCACUAGAUAUUUUUCUUACUUUCAACAAGAUCAAGACACUCACUCAGGAUGUGCAGCAGAUAGCUAAAGCGCUGAGCAACUCACAACUCCUAGAACUGGAUGAGACCAAGCUUAAAGUCAAGCGAAAGACACAGCUUCCGGAGCAGCGCGAUGUUAACGAUAAAACGCUGUAUGUGGAGGCUCUGCCCGCAAAUGCCAGCCACGAUUGGCUUAAGGAGGUGUUCAGUCGGUAUGGACCUGUGGCCUAUGUCUCACUGCCUCAUUAUCCUGGAUCGAAGAAAAUCAAGGAGUUCGCCUUUAUCGAAUUUGAGAAGAGCGGCUCCGUGGAGAAGGCUGUAAAGGCAUUUGCCCAGAUUCAGGGCGUUUUAUCGAUGGAAACAGAUCCUGGCGAGUUGGCCAGCGUGCGUUCCUUCCAGCAACAGCAGCAGCUGCAACAAAAAGCCGAACAGCCGCAGGUGGAGAACGAUCCGGUUGAGCAGCCCAAGCGAAAUCCCAAGAGGGAGGCUACCGACAAGGAUCGCGAUGAUGGAAACGAGGUAAAACGAGUAAAGCUGGAAGAAGACAAACCCAGCGAGACGUCUACAGCAGAGGAGACGUCCAGCGAAACGGAUGCGGAGGUCACAGCCGAAGCUUCCGAGCAGGAAGAAAAUAAAGAGCCAACCGAGGGCGACGCUGCUGCCAAGAAGCGUCGUCGCAAGCGCAAGAAAAAGCCGAUAGUAGACAAGCCGAACAUCGAGCCCAGUGCUCUGGAGCUUAAAGUGCUGCCCAAGACGAGUUGGAGCAGUUUGCGCAACAAGUACUUGAAUCUACAGCGUCGUCUGGUCAGCGAGGCCAAAAGCAAGCUGUGGCGGGAGAGUCACCCGCAAAACCAGCAGCACCAUCAUCAUCAUCAGCAGCAUGGCCAUCAUCAAAACCAUCCAAAACCUUCGCAGCUUCCAGAGGCCGCCAAGGAGGAUGAAACCGGAGCCGAAGUCCUCAGCGAUGGGGGCGAGGCAGCAGGAGAUGCCGUGCCUGUGCCGGCCAAGCGGCGCAAAGCGGUGCAUAAGAUGAACAUGAAUUUCUACGGCGCUGGCGGUGUGGAAUCCACGAAAUCCGAGGAGCCCUCGCAGGAGCGGACGCCCCUAUUCAAGUACGAGCCCGGACUGAUUGUCGAGUGCGCUCUCCUCGAACCUUGCACCAAUGUCAAAGAGUUUAAAGCUGACAUGCGCCAGUAUUCGGAUAUAAAGUAUGUGGACAUUAAGGAGGGUGAUCAGGUCGCUCAACUGCGCUUAGCUACUCCAGCCGCUGCUGAGGAACUGGUGCGGCAGGUCAACUGUGCCGAGAGGCAGCUGAAGGUGUUAUCCGGCCAGCAGGAAGUGCUCUACUGGCGCAAAAUCGAGCAGGAUCGCGAGGCGAAGCUCUCGAAAAAGGUGCGCGUGCAGCAGAAGCGCGGUCGUGAGAAGGUCUCCAAACUUCUGGCAAAGCACAUCAAGUUCGAUGAUGGUGAUGAUGAAGUACAGGCGGCUUCCAUGGACUGAGAUAGCUGUCGGCUGAGACUGAACCUAUUUGCUUAAAAUGAACCUAUGGUUUUUAAAAAUGUUUUUUGUUUUUAAUUUGAAAAACAAAUAUGUUAUGUAUGCUGGUAAAAACUAGCAUAAUACAGAAGCAGUAGUACAUUUAGUAAUAAAAAUACUUCACAAUGAA
Molecule: messenger RNA, 2015 nt
Organism: Drosophila ficusphila
Lineage: Eukaryota; Metazoa; Arthropoda; Insecta; Diptera; Drosophilidae
Gene: Larp7
Product: la-related protein 7
Exons: 2
Coding region: 56-1849 (597 amino acids)
Biological process (GO): RNA processing
Cellular component (GO): nucleus
Molecular function (GO): mRNA binding
Source: RefSeq, a predicted model, not a curated record